Messenger RNA from Mucor mucedo, 372 nucleotides. RefSeq names its product vacuolar transporter chaperone 1. The transcript is spliced from 2 exons. The record is from RefSeq and is a predicted model, not a curated record. Bases 1 to 372 code for a protein of 123 amino acids. Gene Ontology annotation, cellular component: fungal-type vacuole membrane; vacuolar transporter chaperone complex. NCBI's taxonomy places the organism in Eukaryota, Fungi, Mucoromycota, Mucoromycetes, Mucorales, Mucoraceae.
AUGUCCGCCAAUACUUUAGAGCCUAGUGUAGGUAAACGUAUCGCACUCCCUGUUCGUGUUGAACCUAAAGUGUUCUUCGCCAACGAACGUACCUUUUUAUCUUGGUUAAAUUUCACGGUUGUUCUCGGUGGAUUAGCAAUGGGUCUUUUAAACUUUGGUGAUCGUAUUGGUCGUAUGUCUGCCGUUUUAUUCACAGUUAUUGCUAUGGGUGUUAUGCUUUAUGCUUUAUAUACAUUCCACUGGAGAGCCACAAAGAUCAGAAACAGAGAAGCCGCUGCGUAUGAUGAUCGCGUUGGCCCUACCGUCCUGUGUAUCUUUUUAUUAGCUGCUGUGUGUGUCAACUUUUAUUUACGAAUGGGUAGUAAGCAUUAG